AGUACGAGCGAGGCAGCCGGGGAGGCAGGGUGUGCGCAGACGCCGCGAGAGUUUUCCCCGCGCACGUCCCGUGAGCGUCCCCGCCGCCGGCCGCGGUCAUGGCGGACAGCGAGGGCGGCUCGGAGCAGGAUGACGUGUCCUUCCUGCGGACGGAGGACAUGGUGUGCCUGUCCUGCACCGCGACCGGGGAGAGGGUGUGUCUGGCGGCGGAGGGCUUCGGCAACCGGCACUGCUACCUGGAGACCAUCGCGGACAAGAACAUCCCGCCGGACCUGUCGCAGUGUGUGUUCGUGAUCGAGCAGGCGUUGUCUGUGCGCGCCCUGCAGGAGCUGGUCACCGCCGCUGGGUCGGAGACGGAUCAGGAGUCAUUAGGCAAGGGGACGGGAUCGGGACACCGGACGCUGCUCUACGGCAACGCCAUCCUCCUGCGGCAUCAGAACAGCGACAUGUAUUUGGCCUGCCUGUCAACCAGUUCGUCCAAUGACAAGCUGGCGUUUGACGUGGGCCUGCAGGAGCAUUCUCAAGGCGAGGCGUGCUGGUGGACCGUGCACCCCGCCUCCAAGCAGAGGUCGGAGGGCGAGAAGGUGCGCGUCGGUGACGACCUGAUCCUGGUGUCAGUCGCCACGGAGAGAUACCUGCACACAGCGAAGGAAAACGACCUCUCUGUGGUGAACGCAUCCUUCCACGUGACCCAUUGGUCCGUUCAGCCGUACGGAACAGGCAUCAGCCGGAUGAAGUAUGUUGGUUACGUCUUCGGCGGCGACGUGUUGCGUUUCUUCCACGGAGGGGACGAGUGCCUCACGAUACCUUCCAGUUGGACGGAGCAGCCCGGCCAGAACAUCGUGGUGUACGAGGGCGGCAGCGUGAUGAGCCAGGCGCGCUCCUUGUGGCGCCUGGAGCUGGCUCGCACCAAGUGGGCCGGCGGCUUCAUCAACUGGUACCACCCCAUGAGGAUACGCCACCUCACCACCGGCCGCUACCUCGGCGUCAACGAGAACAACGAGCUGUACCUCGUCAGCAAGGACGAGGCGACGCUGGCCCUGUCCACGUUCUGCCUGCGGCAGGAGAAGGACGACCAGAAGGUGGUCCUGGAGGAGAAGGACCUGGAGGUGAUCGGCGCGCCCAUCAUCAAGUACGGCGACAGCACCGUCAUCAUGCAGCACUCGGAGAGCGGCCUCUGGCUCUCCUACAAGUCGUACGAGACGAAGAAGAAGGGCGUGGGCAAGGUGGAGGAGAAGCAGGCAGUUCUGCACGAGGAGGGCAAGAUGGAUGACGGGCUGGACUUCAGCCGCAGCCAGGAGGAGGAGUCCCGCACCGCCCGCGUCAUCCGCAAGUGCAGCUCCCUCUUCAACAAGUUCAUCGUGGGAUUGGAGACGUUGCAAGUCAACAGAAGGCAUUCACUUUUUUUCAUGUCUGUCAAUCUAAAUGAAAUGGUCAUGUGCCUCGAAGACCUGAUCAACUAUUUUGCCCAGCCUGGCGACGAGAUGGGGCACGAGGAGAAGCAGAACCGGCUGCGCGCGCUGCGGAACCGGCAGGACCUCUUCCAGGAGGAGGGGAUCCUGAACCUGAUCCUGGAGGCCAUCGACAAGAUCAACGUGAUCACGUCGCAGGGCUUCCUGGUGGCGCUGGCGGGCGACGACUCGGGCCAGAGCUGGGAGAUCAUCUCCGGCUACCUGUACCAGCUGCUGGCGGCCAUCAUCAAGGGCAACCACACCAACUGCACGCAGUUCGCCAACUCGAACCGGCUCAACUGGCUGUUCAGCCGGCUGGGGUCGCAGGCGUCGGGCGAGGGCACGGGCAUGUUGGACGUCCUGCACUGCGUGCUCAUCGACUCCCCCGAGGCCCUCAACAUGAUGAGGGACGAGCACAUCAAGGUGAUCAUCUCGCUGCUGGAGAAGCACGGCCGCGACCCUAAGGUUCUGGACGUGCUGUGCUCGCUGUGCGUGGGCAACGGGGUGGCCGUGCGCAGCUCCCAGAACAACAUCUGCGACUUCCUGCUGCCGGGCAAGAACCUGCUGCUGCAGACGCAGCUGGUAGACCACGUGGCCAGCGUUCGGCCCAACAUCUUCGUGGGGCGGGUGCAAGGCUCGGCCGUGUACCAGAAGUGGUACUUCGAGGUGACCAUGGACCACAUCGAGCAGACGACGCACAUGACCCCCCACCUCCGGAUCGGCUGGGCCAACACCACCGGGUACACGCCGUACCCGGGCGGUGGGGAGAAGUGGGGGGCCAACGGCGUCGGCGACGACCUGUACUCGUUCGGCUUCGACGGAGCAAACCUGUGGACAGGUGGUCGGAAAACGCAGGUGAUUUCCGACUCGACGGAACCGUUCAUCAAGAAGACGGACGUGAUCGGCUGCGCGCUGGACCUCACCGUUCCCGUGAUCACGUUCACGUUCAACGGCCACAUGGUGAAAGGGACCUUCAGAAACUUCAACCUGGACGGCAUGUUCUUCCCAGUCAUCAGCUGCUCUUCCAAGCUGAGCUGCCGCUUCCUGCUGGGCGGCGACCACGGCCGGCUCAGGUUCGUCCCUCCGGAGGGCUUCUCCCCGCUCGUGGAGUCCCUCCUGCCGCAGCAGGUGCUGUCCAUCGACCCCUGCUUCUACUUCGGCAACCUCAGCAAGUGCGUGCUGGCCGGCCCGUGGCUCGUGGAGGACGACACUGCCUUCGUGCCCACGCCCGUCGACACCUCCGCGGUGACGCUGCCCAGCUACGUGGAGAGCAUCAGGGACCGGCUGGCGGAGAACAUCCACGAGAUGUGGGCCAUGAACAAGAUCGAGGCGGGCUGGUGCUACGGCGAGCGGCGCGACGACAUGCGCAAGAUACACCCCUGCCUCAUCCAGUUCGACAGGCUGCCGCCGGCGGAGAAGCGCUACGACUCCCAGCUCGCCGUCCAGACGCUCAAGACGAUCCUGGCGCUGGGCUACUACAUCACGAUGGACAAGCCACCGUCGCGCAUCAAGACGGUGCGGCUGCCCAACGAGCCGUUCAUGCAGUCCAACGGCUACAAGCCGGCGCCGCUGGACCUGGGCGCCAUCUCGCUCGCGCCCAAGAUGGAGGAGCUGGUGGACCAGCUGGCGGAGAACACACACAACCUGUGGGCCAAGGAGCGCAUCCAGCAGGACUGGACGUACGGCCUCAACGAGGACCCGGACAUGAGGCGGAGCCCACACCUGGUGCCGUAUUGCAAGGUGGACGAUGCCAUCAAGAAGGCAAACAGGGACACGGCCAGCGAGACGGUGCGCACCCUGCUAGUGUACGGGUACAACCUCGAGCCGCCGACGGGGGAGGCCCACGAGGCCAUGUUGGCGGAGGCCGGGAGGGCGAGGCAGGUCUACUUCCGGACGUACCGCGCCGAGAAGAACUACGCCGUGUCCACAGGCAAAUGGUACUUUGAGUUCGAGAUCCUGACGGCGGGGCCGAUGCGCGUCGGCUGGGCCAAGGCGGACUGCAACCCGGGCUGCCAGCUGGGCAGCGACGAGAACACCUGGGCGUUCGACGGCUUCAACGAAGAGAAGUGGUACUGUGGCACGGCCGAGUCGUUCGGGAAACAGUGGCAGGCGGGCGACGUUGUCGGGGUCUUCCUCGAUCUGUUCGAUCAGACCAUCAGUUUCUCGCUGAACGGCGAGCUGCUGAUGGACGCGCUCGGCGGGGAGACGACGUUCGCCGACGUCCAAGGGGAGGCGUUCGUGCCGGCCUUCACGCUCGGGGUGGGCCAGAAGGCCAAGCUCACCUUCGGCCAGGACGUGAACCAGUUGAAGUUCUUCACGACGUGCGGGCUGCAGGAGGGUUACGAGCCGUUCUGCGUGAACAUGAACCGCGCUGUGACCUACUGGUACACCAAGGACCAGCCAAUCUUUGAGAACACGGACGACAUGGCCGACACGAAGAUCGACGUGACGAGGAUCCUGGCCGGCUCGGACACUCCGCCGUGCCUCAAGAUCAGCCACAACACUUUUGAGACUAUGGAGAAGGCCAACUGGGAAUUCCUGCGACUGUCGCUCCCCGUCAUUUGCAACUCCACCUUCAUAGAGGAGGGGGAGAAGCUGAGGCGCUGGCAGGAGAUCAAGAUCCGACAGCACCGGCUGCUGACCGACGCAGAGCACACGACGCCGGCCCACAUCGAGCAGAUCAUGCGGUCCGGCUUCACCAUGAACGACCUGAAGGGCCUGCAGCGGGGCUACUCGGAGGACGCCGCGGAGGCGGACGAGAUGAUGAUGCGGACGUCCCCCGAGUCGCCGCAGUCGCCGUCCAAGCUGAAGCACAAGCCGUCGCGGCCGCCCCGGAAGGGCUCCCUGUCGAGGAACGCCACCUUCGACCGCGUGGAGAACGCGCAGAUCAACGGGCCCAUGGACAGAGGUAAAAUGCAUCGGUCGACCAGCGAGCUCGAUCUGAACGCGUACGACGGGCUGGGGAACAACAUGGACUUGAAGGAUGACAAGAAGAAGCGAGGCAGGUCACCUUUCAGGUUCUUCUCCCGCAAGAAGGACGCUGCCGGGGACCAGAUGAAGAAGGCGAAGACUCCGGAGCCGUUCUUCGGGGACCUGCCCCCCGAGAGGAACAAGCCCCUGGGCAUGGCCAGGACCGGCAACCUGCAGGUCAGGGGUCAGCCCCAGGUCCGCCUGUCCCAGGCGGACCUGAAGAUCGUUCCGCCCAUCGUCCCGGACAGGGGCCCGAAGAUAAUGUCCGUGCCGACCGACACCGGCAUAGAGUCGAUCGGCAACGAGAUGUUCGACGCGGAGUGCCUGAAGCUGAUAAACGAGUACUUCUACGGGGUGCGCAUCUUCCCGGGCCAGGACCCCACGCACGUGUACGUGGGGUGGGUGACGACGCAGUACCACCUCCACAGCAAGGACUUCAACCAGAGCCGCGUCCGCAAAGUCUCCGUCGUCAUCACGGACAACUACAACCGCAUCAUGGAGAGCACGGACCGGCAGAGCUGCUACAUGGUGCGUGCAGACGAGCUGUACAACGAGGUGACGCACGACGCGUCGGGAAAGGGCGCGUCGCAGGGCAUGUUCGUGGGCUGCUUCGUGGACGCCGCCACGGGCUACAUCACCUUCACCUGCGAGGGAAAGGAGACCAGCCACAAGUACCGGAUGGAGCCCGACACUAAGCUGUUCCCGGCGAUCUUCGUCGAGGCGACCAGCAAGGAGAUCCUGCAGAUCGAGCUGGGCCGCACGUCCACCACCCUGCCCCUCUCCGCCGCCGUGCUGCAGAACUCGGAGCGGCACGUCAUCCCCCAGUUCCCGCCGAGGCUGAAGGUGCAGUGCCUGAAGCCGCACCAGUGGGCCCGCGUGCCCAACCAGUCGCUGCAGGUGCACGCCCUCAAGCUGUCCGACAUCCGCGGCUGGAGCAUGCUGUGCGAGGACCCCGUGUCCAUGCUCGCCCUGCACGUGCCGGAGGAGGACCGCUGCAUCGACAUCCUGGAGCUCAUCGAGAUGGAGCGCCUGCUGAGCUUCCACUCGCACACGCUGACCCUGUACGCGGCGCUGUGCUACCAGUCCAACUUCCGGGCCGCGCACGCGCUGUGCCACCACGUGGACCAGAAGCAGCUCCUGUACGCCAUCCGCUCGGAGUACAUGUCGGGCCCGCUGCGGCAGGGCUUCUACGACCUGCUGAUCGCGCUGCACAUAGAGUCCCACGCCACCACCAUGGAAGUGUGUAAGAACGAGUUCAUCAUCCCCAUUGGCCAGGAGCUCAAAGAGCUCUACGAGAAUCCGGAAAUGGGCCACAGCCUGCGCUCGCAGAUCACGGAAUCCGUCCGACCCCAGAUGAAGAUGACGGACAUUGCGGAGGUGGUCGACAACAUCAGGAACCUGUACAGCCCUCACUUCCCCAUGGACGUCGUGAAGAACUACAUCAUGACGGCGCUCGACGAGGCCGUGCAGAUCAACCAGGUGCACAACCGCGACCCCAUCGGCGGCAGCAACGAGAACCUCUUCCUGCCGCUGCUCAAGCUGGUCGAUCGCUUGCUGCUGAUUGGUCUCCUGAACGACGGUGACGUCGAGAAGCUGCUAAUAAUGACCGACCCAGAGACCUGGGACCCCACGUUCCAGAAAGACGGCAAGGACGAGCACAAGAAGGGCCUGCUGCAGAUGAAGAUGGCGGAGGGAGCCAAGCUGCAGAUGUGCUACCUGCUGCACCACCUGUGCGACACGCAGCUGAGGCACCGCGUCGAGGCCAUCAUCGCCUUCAGCCACGACUUCGUGGGAGACCUGCAGUCCGACCAGCUGAGGAGGUACGUGGACAUCAAGCAGUCGGACCUGCCGUCCGCCCUGGCCGCGAAGAAGACCAAGGAGUUCCGCUGCCCGCCGCGUGAGCAGAUGAACGCCAUCCUGGGCUUCAAGAACCUGGAGGACGAGGACCGGGAGAACUGCCCGUGCGGGGAGGACCUCUCGGAGCGCCUCGGAGGCUUCCACGAGCUGCUCAUGGGGCAGGUGUCGCUGAGCGCUCUGCAGGAGCCGGCCGAGCCCGAGGAAGGCGCGGCGGAGGUGGCCAAGCCGGGAGCCCUGAAGCGACUCUACAACUUCAUCAACGCCGUCAAGGAGCUGGAGGAGGAGCCCAAGGCCAUCGAGGAGCCGCAGAAGAAGACUCCGGAAGAGGUGUUCCGCAAGGUGCUGAUCAAGACUAUUGUGCGGUGGGCCGAGGAGACUCAGAUUGAGACAUCGAAACUCGUCAGAGAAAUGUUCAGCCUGCUGGUGCGGCAGUACGACAGCGUGGGGGAGCUGAUCCGCGCGUUGGAGAAGACGUACGUGAUCAACAGCAAGACCAAGGGCGACGUGGCGGAGAUGUGGGUGGGGCUGAGCCAGAUACGGGCGCUGCUGCCCGUGCAGAUGUCCCCGGAGGAGGAGGGACUGGUUCGCGAGAGGCUUUGGAAGCUGGUGAACAACCACACGUUCUUCCAGCACCCGGACCUGAUUCGCAUCCUGCGCAUCCACGAGAACGUCAUGGCCAUAAUGAUGAACACGCUGGGACGGCGCGCCCAGGCUCAGUCCGACGUUCAGGAGCAGGCCAAGGCGGCGGAGGGCGAGGUGGCCCUGCCCAAGGAGAAGGACACGUCGCACGAGAUGGUGGUGGCGUGCUGCCGCUUCCUGUGCUACUUCUGCCGCACUUCGCGCCAGAACCAGAAGGCCAUGUUUGACCACUUCUCGUUCCUGCUGGAGAACAGCAACAUCCUGCUGUCGCGGCCCUCGCUGCGCGGGAGCACGCCGCUGGACGUGGCCUACUCCUCGCUCAUGGAGAACACCGAGCUGGCCCUGGCGCUCCGGGAGCACUACCUGGAGAAGAUCGCCAUCUACCUGUCGCGCUGCGGCCUGCAGUCCAACUCGGAGCUCAUGGAGAAGGGCUACCCCGACUUGGGCUGGGACCCCGUCGAGGGGGAGAGGUACCUGGACUUCCUGCGCUUCUGCGUCUGGGUCAACGGUGAGAGUGUUGAAGAGAACGCGAACCUGGUCAUCCGACUGCUGAUUCGCCGGCCCGAGUGCCUGGGACCAGCUCUCAGGGGCGAGGGCGAAGGACUCCUCAGGGCCAUCAUCGACGCCAAUAAGAUGUCGGAGCGGAUAGCGGACCGGCGGAAGGUGAUGGGCGAGGCAGAGGGCGGCAACUCCGCCGCCCAGCUGGAGCACCCCCUGCCGGAGAGCGACGAGGACGAGGACUACAUCGACACGGGCGCCGCCAUCCUCAACUUCUACUGCACCUUGGUCGACCUGCUGGGACGGUGCGCCCCCGACUCCUCCGUCAUAGCGCAGGGCAAGAACGAGUCCCUGCGGGCGCGGGCCAUCCUGCGCUCGCUGGUGCCCUUGGAGGACCUGCAGGGCGUGCUGAGCCUGCGCUUCACCCUGCAGCACCCGGCGGCCGGCGAGGAGCGCCCCAAGAGCGACAUGCCCUCGGGCCUGAUCCCGGGCAACAAGCAGAGCGUGGUGCUGUUCCUGGAGCGGGUGUACGGCAUCGAGACCCAGGAGCUGUUCUUCCGGCUGCUGGAGGAGGCCUUCCUGCCGGACCUGCGGGCCGCUACCAUGCUGGACGGGAACGACGGCUACGAGUCGGACAUGGCGCUGGCCAUGAACCGCUACAUCGGCAACUCGAUCCUGCCGCUGCUCAUCAAGCACUCCAUGUUCUACAACGAGGCGGACAACUACGCCAACCUGCUGGACGCCACCCUGCACACGGUGUACCGCCUCUCCAAGAACCGCAUGCUGACCAAGGGCCAGCGAGAGGCCGUCUCCGACUUCCUGGUGGCGCUGACCAGCCAGAUGCAGCCGAGCAUGCUGCUGAAGCUGCUGCGGAAGCUGACCGUCGACGUGUCGCAGCUGUCCGAGUACACGACGGUCGCUCUGAGGCUGCUGAUGCUGCACUACGAGCGCUGCGCCAAGUACUACGGCUCCACGUCGGGCCAGGGGCCGUACGGCGCGGCGAGCGACGAGGAGAAGCGCCUCACCAUGAUGCUCUUCAGCAACAUCUUCGACUCCCUCUCCAAGAUGGACUACGACCCGGAGCUGUUCGGCAAGGCCCUGCCGUGCUUGACGGCCAUCGGCUGCGCCCUGCCGCCCGACUACUCCCUCUCCAAGAACUACGACGACGAGUGGUACAGCUCCAAGAGCACCAGCGGCCCCGACGGGCCCUACAACCCCCAGCCGAUCAACACCGGCAGCGUGGUGCUGAACAACGACCUGAACACCAUCGUGCAGAAGUUCUCGGAGCACUACCACGACGCGUGGGCGAGCCGCAAGCUGGAGAACGGCUGGGUGCACGGGGACCAGUGGUCCGACUCCUCCAAGUCCCAUCCCCGCCUCAAGCCCUACAACAUGCUCAACGACUACGAGAAAGAAAGAUACAAGGAGCCAGUCCGCGAGUCGCUGAAAGCCUUGCUUGCGAUUGGUUGGAACGUGGAACAUACGGAAGUGGAGAUACCGUCGAACCACAGAAACUCUGCAAGGCGACAGUCAAAGGCCAAUCAGGACUCGUCGGCCACGCCCUUCAACUACAACCCCCACCCGGUGGACAUGACCAACCUGACGCUCAGCAGGGAGAUGCAGAACAUGGCGGAGCGGCUGGCGGAGAACGCCCAUGACAUCUGGGCCAAGAAGAAGAAGGAGGAGCUACACUCGUGCGGGGGCGGCAUCAGCCCGCAGCUGGUGCCCUACGACCUGCUCACGGACAAGGAGAAGAGGAAGGACCGCGAGCGCUCCCAGGAGUUCCUCAAGUACCUGCAGUACCAGGGGUACAAGCUGCACAGGCCGACGCGGGGGGGAGGAGCCGAGACGGAGCAGGCGGCGGGGGGGGCGGCCGCGGAGCUGCGGUUCGCCUACAGCCUGCUGGAGAAGCUCAUCCAGUACCUGGACACGGCCUCCAUCAACAUGAAGCUGCUCAAGCCCUCCAGCACGUUCAGCCGGCGGAACAGCUUCCGCACCUCCAGCCGCGACAUCAAGUUCUUCUCCAAGGUGGUCCUGCCGCUCAUGGAGAAGUACUUCAACACGCACAGGAACUACUUCAUUGCCGUGGCGACGGCCACUAACAACGUGGGUGCCGCGUCACUCAAGGAGAAGGAGAUGGUGGCCAGUUUGUUCUGCAAGUUGGCCAGCCUGCUGCGAUCCCGCUUGGCGGCGUUCAGUGCUGACGUUCGCAUCUCGGUGCGCUGUCUCCAGGUUCUCGUCAAGAGCAUUGACGCAAAGUCACUCGUGAAAAACUGCCCAGAAUUCAUUCGCACAUCAAUGCUUACGUUUUUCAACAACACUGCAGAUGAUCUCAACCACACUAUAAUAAACCUUCAGGAGGGGAAGUACAGCCACCUGCGGGGCACGCACCUCAAGACGUCCACGUCGCUGUUCUACAUCAACGGGGUGGUGCUGCCCGUGCUGACGGCCAUGUUCGACCACCUGGCGGCCUACGAGUACGGCAGCGACCUUCUCUUGGAUGAGAUCCAGGUGGCAUCGUACCGCAUGCUGAGCAGCCUGUACACGCUGGGGAUUGACUCUACCCUCACCCACGACAGGAAGUUCCUGAAGACGGAGCUGGAGAAACACCGGCCAGCGCUGGGCAGCUGCCUGGGCGCCUUCUCCUCCACGUUCCCCGUCGCCUUCCUGGAGCCGCACCUCAACAAGCACAACCAGUUCUCGCUCGUCAACCGCAUCGCCGACCACUCCCUCGAGGCCCAAGACGUGAUGCAGAAGAUGGAGGGCAGCAUGCCGACCCUGGAGGCUGUCCUGGGCGAGGUGGACCAGUUCGUGGACUCGGAGAAGACCCACGCCGACGCCCCGCACGUCAUCGACGUCAUCCUGCCGCUGCUGUGCUCCUACCUGCCCUUCUGGUGGUCGCAGGGCCCGGACAACGUCAGCCCCACCGGGGGGGCGCAUGUGACGAUGGUGACGAGUGAGCACAUGAACCAGUUGCUGAAGAACGUCCUGAAACUCAUCAAGAAGAACAUUGGGAACGAGAACGCUCCGUGGAUGACGAGAAUUGCUGCCUACACGCAGCAGAUCAUCAUCAACUCGUCGGAGGAGCUGCUCAAGGACCCGUUCCUGCCGCUGGCCGAGCGCGUCAAGAAGCGCGUCGACAACAUGUUCCACAAGGAGGAGAGUCUCCGGGGGUUCAUCAAGUCCUCCACGGACGACACCUCCCAGGUGGAGUCCCAGAUACAGGAGGACUGGCAGCUGCUGGUGCGGGACAUCUACGCCUUCUACCCGCUGCUCAUCAAGUACGUGGACCUGCAGCGCAACCACUGGCUGCGCAACAAUGUGUCGGAGGCCGAGGAGCUGUACAACUACGUCGCCGAGAUAUUCAACAUCUGGUCCAAGUCGCAGUACUUCAUGCGUGAGGAGCAGAACUUCAUCUCCGCCAACGAGAUCGACAACAUGGUGCUGAUAAUGCCGACGGCCACUCGCAGGACGGCGGCCGUCACAGAUGGCUCCGUCGUCUCGGGCGGCGGCAAGAAGAAGAAGAAGCACCGCGACAAGAAGCGGGACAAGGACAAGGAGCUGCAGGCCAGCCUGAUGGUGGCGUGCCUGAAGCGCCUGCUGCCCGUCGGCCUGAACCUGUUCGCCGGCCGCGAGCAGGAGCUGGUGCAGCACUGCAAGGACAAGUUCCUCAAGAAACUGCCGGAGUACGACAUCAUAGAGUUCGCCAAGACGCAGCUGACGCUGCCGGACAAGAUCGACCCGGCGGACGAGAUGUCGUGGCAGCACUACCUGUACUCCAAGCUGGGGCAGAAGAAGGACGGGGAGGAGGUGAAGCCGGCCAAGAUAGACGAGGUCGUCGAGCGCAUCGUCGCCAUGUCCAAAGUCCUGUUCGGGCUGCAUAUGCACGCUAGGAAGCCGUCGCCCCGGUGCUCCGGCUGGAAGCGCGUGCUGUCGGCCGCCCGCAAGAGGGCCGCCAUCGCCUGCCUGCGCAGCGAGCCCUUGUACUCCCUCCCUAGGCACCGCGCCAUCAACAUCUUCGCGAGGACGUACUACGAGCUGUGGCUGCAGGACGAGAACGUCGGCCAGGAGGUGAUGAUCGAGGACCUCACGCAAUCCUUCGAGGACGCGGAGCUGAAGAAGCGCAGCAAGGAGGAGGAGGAAGGGAAGCCGGACCCGCUGAACCAGCUGGUGACGACCUUCUGCCGCGGGGCCAUGACGGAGCGCAGCGGGGCCCUGCAGGAGGACCCCCUCUACAUGUCCUACGCCGAGAUCAUCGCCCGGUCGUGCGGCGAGGAGGAGGAGGAAGGAGAGGAGGGGGAAGGAGGGGAGGAAGAGGGCGCGGCCUCCAUCCACGAGCAAGAGAUGGAGAAGCAGAAGCUGCUGUUCCACCAAGCGCGGCUGGCGAACCGCGGCGUCGCUGAGAUGGUGCUUCUGCACAUCUCCGCGUGCAAGGGCGUGCCCAGCGAGAUGGUCAUGAAGACGCUGCAGCUGGGGAUAUCCGUGCUGCGCGGCGGCAACAGCGACAUCCAGAUGGGCAUGCUGAACCACCUGAAGGAGAAGAAGGACGUGGGCUUCUUCACGUCAAUCGCGGGGCUGAUGAACUCCUGCAGCGUGCUGGACCUGGACGCCUUCGAGCGCAACACCAAGGCGGAGGGGCUGGGCGUGGGCUCGGAGGGGGCGGCCGGCGAGAAGAACAUGCACGACGCGGAGUUCACCUGCGCGCUGUUCCGCUUCAUCCAGCUGACCUGCGAGGGCCACAACCUGGAGUGGCAGAACUACCUGAGGACGCAGGCGGGCAACACUACCACCGUCAACGUCGUCAUCUGCACCGUCGACUACCUGUUGCGGCUGCAGGAGUCGAUCAUGGACUUCUACUGGCACUACUCGAGCAAGGAGCUGAUCGACCCGGCGGGCAAGGCCAACUUCUUCAAGGCCAUCGGGGUGGCGAGCCAGGUGUUCAACACGCUCACCGAGGUGAUCCAGGGGCCCUGCACCCAGAACCAGCAGGCCCUGGCCCACUCCAGGCUGUGGGACGCGGUGGGCGGCUUCCUGUUCCUGUUCUCGCACAUGCAGGACAAGCUGUCGAAGCACUCUAGCCAGGUGGACCUGCUCAAGGAGCUGCUCAACCUGCAGAAGGACAUGAUCACCAUGAUGCUCUCCAUGCUGGAAGGUAACGUCGUUAACGGAACCAUCGGGAAACAGAUGGUGGACACCUUGGUAGAGUCUGCAUCAAACGUUGAAUUGAUCCUUAAGUACUUCGACAUGUUCCUGAAACUCAAGGACUUGACUGAAUCCGCCAGCUUUCAGGAGAUAGACCCGAACAGCGAUGGGUGGGUGCUGCCGAAGGACUUCAAGGAGAAGAUGGAGCAGCAGAAGAGCUACACGCCGGAGGAGAUAAACUUCCUGCUGAUGUGCUGCGACACCAACCACGACGGCAAGAUCGACUACCGCGAGUUCACGGACCGCUUCCACGAGCCGGCCAAGGAGAUCGGGUUCAACCUCGCCGUGCUGCUGACCAACCUGUCGGAGCACAUGCCCAACGAGCCGAGGCUGGCGAGGUUCCUGGAGACGGCCGGCAGCGUGCUCAACUACUUCGAGGCGUUCCUGGGCCGCAUCGAGAUCCUGGGCGGCAGCAAGAAGAUCGAGCGCGUGUACUUCGAGAUCAAGGAGUCGAACAUCGAGCAGUGGGAGAAGCCCCAGAUCAAGGAGUCGAAGCGGGCCUUCUUCUACUCGAUCGUGACGGAGGGCGGGGACAAGGAGAAGCUGGAGGCGUUUGUGAACUUCUGCGAGGACGCCAUCUUUGAGAUGACCCACGCCAGCGACCUGAUGGCGGUGGUGGAGAGCUCCGGCGGCGGCAAGGCGCGAGAGGCGUCCUACAGCUACAUGUCCGAGGAGGACGAGGAACGGGCCGCAAAGGACCCCAUUCGCCGCAGCAUCCAGGCUGUGAAGGACGGCGUCUACUUCUUCUUCACGAUGCUGUCCCCGACGAACAUCAAGAACAAGAUCAACGAGAUGCAGCAGAUGACGAUACUCGAGCUCUUCAUCGGCUUCUUCAAGAUGAUCUUCUACUCCUUCUACUACUCAGGGUUCGGGGUUUCCGUGGUCAUCAGGUACCUGGUGCGGGUGCUCAUGUCGCUGAUGCGCGGGCCGCAGCCCGAGGAGCCGGUGGUGGAGGCGAAGGGCGAGGAGGAGAGGAUGGGGCCCCUGAGGGUGCUCCCGGCGCUGCCCGCCGCCGACGAGGCGGGCGCCACGCAGAUGCAGGCCUUCGGCCUCGACAUCACCAAGGAGGACAACGGCCAGUUCCACAUGGCGCCCCACGAGAGCACGCCCCCCUCGCCGCAGUCCAGCGUGGAGGAGGGCGGCGAGACGACCCCGGAGGAGGCCGGGACGGAGGAGCACCCCAGGCCGGAGGCCGGCCCCGACGGGGAGCCCCCCAUCUCCCUGGUCGACCUGCUGGGGGGCGACGCAGCGCGCAAGGCGGCCGCGCAGACGGCGGAGGCGGCCGCUCAGCAGCAGGUGGCGAUGGCCGCCGUCGAGGCGGAGGCGAAGCAGGAGGUGGUGGUGGAGCAGUCUGCCGUGUCCCAGGUGGACAUCAGUAAGUACACGAAGAGGGUUCUGAGCUUCCUCGCGAGGAACUUCUACAACCUGAAGUAUGUGGCGCUGGUGCUGGCCUUCUGCAUCAACUUCAUCCUCCUCUUCUACAAGGUGACGACGCUGGGCGAGGCGGAGGGCCCGGCGGGGGCGGACUCCUCGGGGGAGACGCUGGCGGCCCGCCUGUCCGAGGAGCUGUCCGGGGAGGCCAACUCGACGGAGGCGGCGGGCAGCGGGGAGGACGCGGGGGGAGGCAGCGCGGAGGAGGACGACCCCAUAGAGCUGGUGCACGUGGACGAGGACUUCUACUACAUGGCGCACCUGCUGAACCUCAUGGCCGCCCUGCACUCGCUCGUGUCGCUCGCCAUGCUCAUCGCCUACUACCACCUCAAGGUGCCGCUGGCCAUCUUCAAGCGGGAGAAGGAGAUAGCGAGGCGGCUGGAGUUCGACGGCCUGUACAUCGCGGAACAGCCGGAAGACGACGACAUCAAGUCUCACUGGGACAAGCUCGUCAUAUCCGCCAAAUCGUUCCCGGUCAACUACUGGGACAAGUUCGUGAAGAAGAAGGUGCGGCAGAAGUACAGCGAGACGUACGACUUUGAUUCGAUCAGCAACCUGCUGGGCAUGGAGAAGACGUCGUUCAGCGCUCAAGAGGACGACGGAGGACGCGGUCUCGUCAACUUUAUUCUCAACAUCGACUGGAGGUACCAGGUGUGGAAGUCUGGUGUCACCAUCACAGACAACGCGUUCCUGUACAGCCUGUGGUACUUCACGUUCUCGAUCCUCGGCAACUUCAACAACUUCUUCUUCGCCGCCCACCUGCUGGACGUGGCGGUGGGCUUCAAGACUCUGCGCACCAUCCUGCAGUCCGUCACGCACAACGGCAAGCAGCUGGUGCUGACGGUGAUGCUCCUGACCAUCAUCGUGUACAUCUACACCGUCAUCGCCUUCAACUUCUUCCGCAAGUUCUACAUCUCGGAGGAGGACGAGCAGGUGGACCGCAAGUGCCACGACAUGCUGACGUGCUUCGUGUUCCACUUGUACAAAGGCGUGCGGGCGGGCGGCGGCAUCGGAGACGAGAUCGAGCCUCCGGACGGCGACGACUACGAGGCUUACAGGAUAAUUUUCGACAUAACGUUCUUCUUCUUCGUCAUCGUCAUCUUGCUGGCUAUCAUCCAGGGUCUCAUCAUCGACGCGUUCGGGGAGCUGCGAGACCAGCUGGAGAGCGUCAAGGAGGACAUGGAGUCGAACUGCUUUAUCUGCGGCAUCGGCAAGGACUACUUCGACAAGGUGCCGCACGGCUUCGACACGCACGUCCAGCAGGAGCACAACCUGGCCAACUACAUGUUCUUCCUGAUGCACCUCAUCAACAAGCCGGACACGGAGUACACCGGCCAGGAGACGUACGUGUGGAACAUGUACCAGCAGCGCUGCUGGGACUUCUUCCCCGUCGGAGACUGCUUCCGGAAGCAGUACGAGGACGAGCUGGGAGGGGGCGGGGGCUAGGCGGGGCCCCUCUUCCUCCUACCCCCCCACCCCACCACCUGCGACGCUUCAAGAGUGCUUCAAAGACACCCGAAAUACAUGCACAGGUCUACACCCAUUUGUCACCUAAUCAAGUUUUUUUUUUUUUUAAAUCUCCACUUCAUAGCUACAUACAGAAAUUUGUUCGAGGCGUGAAUCUUAACCGAUUGUGCGGCUUAUUUGCUUGGGGGACUGCUUCCUCGGAAGAAAGUAUACACACACCAUCAACUAAUUGAUUUCAAUGAUACUUCACCGUUGCUGCACCAAUAAAAACUAUAGUUUAAACGUUACACUGUAAUCGGGGAUAUAAUAGUGACGGUGAUGUUACAUUAUCACGUUUCUGUCGCACAAGUACUUCUGACACAAAAAAUAAACCGACAGCAAUAAGAUUACUGCACCGCAGUGUGUGACAGAUCCAUGGAGAAGCAAUGCACUUGUCACAUUAUUGAUGAUUGAAAAACAAAGUCAAUUUUAUAAGAUUGAGUAUGUUAAGAAAUUCUAUCAAUGUUGAUAUUUGAUAGGCAAUCUAUUCUCGUUAAUUGUUCUUCCACAUUUUAUAUUAUAGAGAAUUUAUUACUCAUGGCUUUAAAACAAAAAAAAAAUUGUAGCUAGCAAGUUUUUCAUACUACUAAUGAGGAUCGUUUGUAUCCAUCCAGUUUUACAAAAACUAUCCUUUUUUUGUCAGGUUAAUGUGAUAGAUUUUCUCCCUUGUAUUGCAAGAGUGACAAAGAGGUAUAACUCCUGUCUCGUCUGUGCUAAAAUGUUUGCAUAUUUUGUAUCCUUGUAGAAAUUCACUCUUUGUUGAAAAUUCUGUGGCUUGUACAAAAGAAAAUCUGUACACAGCAGUGAUGUUAUGCUGUUGUAGUUUCUAACUUCAUUCACAUUUUUUCUUCUUCUAUUUCUGUAUGUAACUGAACUUGUUCAUAAAUAAAUUACAUUGUUUUAAAAUGUGUUCUUUAAAUGAAAGAAUUAAUUAUAACACUUCCCUUCCUGCAAUCCUUCAGGUUCCUUGAAAUGUACCGAGACCCUAUUUAUUACUAUGUUUAUGGAAUCAUUUCACUCUGGGUUG
Messenger RNA from Bacillus rossius redtenbacheri, 16581 nucleotides. It is a transcript of the gene RyR, whose product is annotated as ryanodine receptor. The record is from RefSeq and is a predicted model, not a curated record. Gene Ontology annotation, molecular function: protein binding; ryanodine-sensitive calcium-release channel activity; calcium ion binding. Bases 99 to 15494 code for a protein of 5131 amino acids. Gene Ontology annotation, cellular component: sarcolemma; calcium channel complex; smooth endoplasmic reticulum. The transcript has 104 exons. NCBI's taxonomy places the organism in Eukaryota, Metazoa, Arthropoda, Insecta, Phasmatodea, Bacillidae. Gene Ontology annotation, biological process: intracellular calcium ion homeostasis; striated muscle contraction; release of sequestered calcium ion into cytosol by sarcoplasmic reticulum.